This is a messenger RNA of Guyanagaster necrorhizus, 1535 nucleotides long. Its product is annotated as MAP kinase. NCBI's taxonomy places the organism in Eukaryota, Fungi, Basidiomycota, Agaricomycetes, Agaricales, Physalacriaceae. Gene Ontology annotation, molecular function: ATP binding; MAP kinase kinase activity. The record is from RefSeq and is a predicted model, not a curated record. Bases 18 to 1160 code for a protein of 380 amino acids. Gene Ontology annotation, biological process: cellular hyperosmotic response; MAPK cascade; protein phosphorylation. The transcript is spliced from 7 exons.
CUUAACUAUUGUCGCCCAUGGUGGGACCAGCUCGCCCGCCGUCCCAGGGCCUCAAGCGCGUUGGCAAGCCCGUCCUCGGCAAUUCUUCCCACUCUGGAGUUCCUGCCUUUCAGACAUCGUUCUCUAGCUUCUCCCAUAUCGUCGAUGCUUCAGGCAGUAUCAACUUCAAAGGCAAGGCGAGCAUAAAUGCGUCAGGCGUUAACUUCGUCAAUGGCGCCUCCUUCGCCGUUCGUAUGCAAGAUUUCAAACAGCUAGAAGAGCUCGGCAGAGGGAACUACGGUACCGUGAAGCGGGUGCUCCAUAUGCCAACCAGCGUUGAGAUGGCCAUGAAGCAAAUUCGCGUCGAACUCGAAUCUGCAAAGUUCAAGACGAUCGAAAUGGAACUAGAGAUUCUUCACCGCGCCGUUGCGCCUUCCAUUAUUGGUUUCUUUGGCGCUUUCUACGACGAGGGAUGCGUGCAUUACUGCGUCGAAUACAUGGAUGCCGGCAGUCUUGAUACGCUUACUGCUUUUGAUAUCGAUGAACGAUUCGAACUGUUGGGCGAGUCUCUGAUAUGGGAAGGUCUUCCAGAGGAGGUUCUAGCCCGGACCGUGGGCAGCACGGUUCGCGGUUUGAAGUUCCUGAAGGAUGAAUUGGAAGUUAUCCAUCGUGACGUGAAACCUACCAACAUAUUGGCUAAUACCAGGGGGGAAAUCAAGUUGUGUGACUUUGGCGUGUCCGGUCAGCUGCAGAAGUCUCUAGCUUUGACCAUAGUAGGCUGCCAGACCUACAUGGCUCCCGAACGAAUCGAAAGUGGCCUCCAGCCCGGAAAUGUCGCCUAUGGCGUGUCUUCCGAUGUAUGGUCCUUGGGGCUUUCCACGCUCGAGAUAGCUAUGGGCAAAUAUCCCUAUCCAGUCGACAGCAGAGGAAGUGCCAUGGCCUAUAUGACUGCCUUGAUUAACGGUGACGUGCCUGCGCUUCCGGAGAGAUACAGCUCGGCCGCCCGAGCGUGGGUUUCACGAUGUUUGGUCACUAAUCCAGACGAACGGGCGAACUAUGCCGAACUACUGGUUCAUCCUUUUCUCGCAGAGGAGAUGAGCAAGAAGGUUGAUAUGAUUGGAUGGGUAGCAACUGCCUUAAAGUUCAAGGCAGCCAAGGCCUUAAGGGGCAAGAUACCUUGAAGAAUCAGUGUUUCUAUCAUUAUUCGAGACAUGUAAGAAGUGGCGUGCUGUGGCCAUUCUCUUUACCCACGCAGCCUGCCUUCUCCGAAGUACCUUUACAUGCGUCGAUGUUGUCCUGUUACGCCACCUUGUCUCUUGCCAACGCAUUCCUAACCCAUCGAAACGGCACAAAUUUGCUCUGCUUGGUUGCCCAUGACUGCUUGUUUGAUAGCACGUCCAGCUCCCCCGUGGGCACUUUUUUUUUUGGGUGGGAGAGGCUAUAUUACAUAGCCGCAGCUUUAAGGCAAUCACCCAUCUUGUGCCAAUUCCUCUAGAAUAUGAGUACAUCGAUUAUGUAUAGUAUACAGAUAAUAGGAUAUCACGGCCAGUAAUAAU